Ziziphus jujuba (common jujube) is the source of this 1103-nucleotide messenger RNA. Its product is annotated as auxin-responsive protein IAA30. The record is from RefSeq and is a predicted model, not a curated record. Gene Ontology annotation, biological process: regulation of DNA-templated transcription. The transcript is spliced from 4 exons. Bases 77 to 733 code for a protein of 218 amino acids. NCBI's taxonomy places the organism in Eukaryota, Viridiplantae, Streptophyta, Magnoliopsida, Rosales, Rhamnaceae. Gene Ontology annotation, molecular function: protein binding. Gene Ontology annotation, cellular component: nucleus.
AUGUUGAUUGUGGACUUAAUGUGGAUAUAGGUGGUGAUUGAGAAAUGAGAAUAGAGAAUUGAGAAAGAGAAGGAGAAUGGGCAGGGCAGCUACUUGUUCUUCUUCUUCAUCAUCUAAUAUCGACAGCUGUUGCAGCAACCACUCCCACUGGCCGGACAGAGAUCUCACUACUGACCUUAGGCUUGGCCUUAGCAUUUCAGCCUCUACCGAUGAUCAUCAUCAGCAUCAUCAACCCCACAACGCUUGUUCUAUUGAGAAUCCAAGCAGAAGCAGCAGGGUAGAAGAAAACCAGUAUUAUUCAUCGGGUCAAUUGGAUGCAUGGGUGAAGGAAAACGAUGAGACAAAUGAAUUAAUGGAAUCAGGAAAUGAUGAGUGCGAUGAGAAUAGGAAUAAUGACACUGAUGGAAAUGGAAGUAGAAUUGGAAGUGGAAAUGGAAGGUUGUAUGUCAAAGUAUACAUGGAAGGGCAUCCAAUUGGCAGAAAGCUGAACGUCUUGGCCCAUGAUGGUUACCAACACCUGAUAUCCACUCUUGACCAAAUGUUCAACACCAACAUUCUCUGGGGUGCCGAGGUAGAUGAAACGCUUACGCAUAUGACCCAUAACUGUGACGAUUUUCAUGUCUUAACGUAUGAAGACGAGGAAGGUGAUUGGAUGAUGGUCGGGGACGUUCCUUGGGAGAUGUUCUUGACCACAGUGAGGAGAUUGAAGAUAACAAGGGCAUGCCCCUGCUAGCUACCUAGUCCUCACUCCUCAUCAUAUAUGCAUAUAUAUUCAUCAUAUAUUUGAUUGGCACAUUAGCACUCGGCAGGCCGCACCAUAUACAAUAUUUUAGUAAUGUGCUCAGCCGGAUACACAAAACUCAAUCGGCCUUGCCAAAUUCGGCUUUACUUGGGCCAGAGUCUGAUGAAUAUUCUACACCAAUUGGUGCUUGCUUUGCCACCUUCAAAUAUGUAAUUGACUUGUUCAUGGGUUUCUUGUGCCCCUGAGAUUAGAGAUUUAAUUUACCUUUUUUUAAUUAAGGCACAGAGAAUCUUAUAUAUAUGCAUGAUCAAGGGUGUUAUAUAUGCACCAACGCCGGCGCGCGCGUUGGAUAUAAUAUAUA